Orycteropus afer afer is the source of this 2671-nucleotide messenger RNA. It is a transcript of the gene IMMT, whose product is annotated as inner membrane mitochondrial protein. Gene Ontology annotation, biological process: cristae formation. Lineage: Eukaryota; Metazoa; Chordata; Mammalia; Tubulidentata; Orycteropodidae. Gene Ontology annotation, cellular component: MICOS complex. The record is from RefSeq and is a predicted model, not a curated record.
UUAUUCGCGCCGCCGCGGCAGCUCCGGCGUAUACCAGUAUUGCCGUCCACCCAGCCGCCAAGAUGCUGCGGGCCUGUCAUUUAUCGGGCGUGACUGCUGCUGCUCAGAGUUGUUUCUGUGGUAAAUUUGUCCUUCGUCCAUUGCGACCCUGCCGUAGAUAUUCUUCUUCAGGCAGUUCUGGAUCGACUGCUGGCAAAAUCGUUGGAGCUGGCCUUCUGUUUGUUGGUGGAGGUAUUGGUGGCACUAUCUUAUAUGCCAAAUGGGAUUCCCAUUUCCGGGAAAGUGUAGAGAAAACCAUACCUUAUUCAGACAAACUCUUUGAGAUGAUUCUUGGUUCUGCACCUUACACUGUUCCAUUGCCAAAGAAGCCGAUUCAGUCUGAUCCACUAAAAAUCUCUGGUGUAUCAGAGGCAACGAAAGAAUCUAAACAGCCUGCCUCCUACCUCCAGAAACAAAAAGGAGACAUUCCAGCUUCAACAACAGCACCUACAGAGGCAGCUCAAAUUAUUUCUGCAGCAGGUGAUACACUGUCAGUCCCCGCUCCUGCGGUUCAACAUGAGGAAUCCGUAAAACUUGAUCUCUCUGCAGUUGGUGAAGGAAAACCCAUGCCUGCAACUUCAGAGGAAGCAUCCUCAUCUACUGUAAGAGAACGACCACCUGAAGAAGUUGCAGCUCGUCUUGCACAACAGGAAAAGCAAGAACAAGUUGAAAUUGAGUCCUUAGCCAAGAGAUUAGAAGAUUCUCUGAGCCAAACUGCUCGCAUCACUCUGCAGGCAAUUGCAGCUCAAAAGGCUGCAGUGCAGGCUGUGAGUGCACACUCCAGUAUACUGAAGGAGGCCAUGGACAAUUCAGAGAUUGUAGGUGAGGAGAAGUCAGCCCAGUGGCGCACAGUGGAGGGUGCAUUGAAGGAACGCAGAAAGACAGUAGACGAAGCUGCUGAUGCCCUUCUCAAAGCCAAAGAAGAAUUAGAGAAGAUGAAAAGUGUAAUUGAAAAUGCGAAGAAAAAGGAGAUUGCGGGGGCCAAACCUCAUAUAACUGCUGCAGAAGGGAAGCUUCACAGUAUGAUUGUUGAUCUGGAUAAUGUGGUCCAAAAGGUCCAGGCAGCUCAGUCGGAGGCUAAGGUUGUAUCUCAGUAUCAUGACUUGGUCGUCCAAGCCCGGGAUGACUUCAAACGAGAGCUGGAGAGUAUUACUCCAGAAGUACUGCCGGGGUGGAAAGGAAUGAGUAUUUCUGACCUAGCUGACAAGCUGUCUACCGAUGAUCUGAACUCCCUAAUUGCUCACGCACACCGUCGCAUUGACCAGCUAAACAGAGAGCUAGCAGAACAGAAAGCCACAGAGAAGCAGCACAUUGCAUUAGCCUUGGAAAAACAGAAGCUGGAAGAAAAGCGGGCAUUUGACUCUGCGGUGGCAAAAGCAUUAGAACGUCACAGAAAUGAAAUAGUGGCUGAACAGGACAGAAAGGUAGAAGAAGUCCGAGACGCCAUGGAAAUUGAAAUGAGAACCCAGCUCCGCCGACAGGCUGCUGCCCACACCGAUCACUUACGAGAUGUCCUUAGGGUACAAGAACAGGAACUGAAAUAUGAAUUUGAGAAGGACAUGUCUGAGAAACUUGCUGAACAAGAACUACAGUAUCGUCGUCUCAGUCAAGAGCAGGUUGACAACUUUACUCUGGAUAUAAACACUGCCUAUGCCAGACUGAGAGGAAUCGAACAGGCUGUUCAAAGUCAUGCCGUUGCUGAAGAGGAGGCCAGAAGAGCCCACCAACUUUGGCUUUCAGUUGAAGCAUUAAAGUACAGCAUGAAGACGGCAUCUGCAGAUCUGCCCACUGUCCCGUUGGGCAGUGCAGUUGAGGCCAUCAGAAUCAACUGUUCUGAUAAUGAAUUUACCCAGGCUUUAACCGCAGCUAUACCUCCAGAGUCCCUGACCCGUGGGGUGUACAGUGAAGAGACCCUUAGAGCCCGUUUCUAUGCUGUCCAGAAACUGGCCCGGAGGGUAGCAAUGAUUGAUGAAACCAGAAAUAGCUUAUACCAAUACUUCCUCUCCUACUUGCAGUCCCUGCUCCUAUUUCCGCCUAAGCAGCUGAAGCCACCACCGGAGCUCUGCCCUGAGGAUAUAAAUACAUUUAAGUUAUUGUCAUAUGCCUCCUAUUGCAUUGAGCAUGGAGAUCUGGAGCUGGCAGCAAAGUUUGUCAAUCAGCUGAAAGGAGAGUCCAGACGAGUGGCACAGGACUGGCUGCAUGAAGCCCGAAUGACCCUAGAAACUAAACAGAUAGUGGAAAUCCUGACAGCAUACGCCAGCGCCGUAGGAAUAGGAACCACUCAAGUGAAGCAAGAAUAAGGUCUGAGAAGAGUUUUUGUAAAGUCACAUUUCAUAUCAAGGGAAAUCAGCAGUGAUACGUUUAUGAGGGCUUUGCAGCAAGGGUCCCAGAAUUGUCUAGAAAUGAGCAGGUUACAGAUACUGGGCUAAAUGUUAACACCUGUUGCAGUUAUAUUAUUUCCACUUGCUAUCAUGUCAGUGAACUCCAAGAGUGCUUUCUUUGCAACUUGUGUAACAUUUUCUGUUUUUCAGGUUUUACUGAUCAGGCUUGUGAGCCAAUCAAAAUAAUGUUUGUGAUCCCUACUAUUGAUUUUUGCCCUUGGAGCAAACUGAAUAAAGCAACAAGAUGAAAA